AUGUAGCUCACUCAUGCUAAGUUCACAUGGAACGUUAUUCGCUAUCUAUUCCUUGUUCGACCAUUAAUUAAGAAAUAUCUACUUAAUUCCCAAUACAACAUUUGCUGAGCUAACAAAAGUUGUGUUCCAGAACCAACAAAUUAGUACUAAUUAGUGCUAAUUCUGCUACAACGCGUUCCCGUACUCCAAAAACUAGCAAAACUUGCAGCUCUUUCGAGAACAAAAUGGCGCUGAGAGGUGCACAUUUCUGCUUGUUUUAGCUACAUGAAUUUGGCCGAGCAGAAAUGUGCAACUUGUAAAUUUGACAUUUAAUUGGCAGGGCUAACAAGGUUGAAAAAUGUAUUUAUACAUUUCAAUGUUCGCGCUUCACAACAAAUGUAAAGAAAAACGAUCAUUUAAAAACUAAAGGAAAAACUAAUAUCUGUCGUGCAAAUAACAGAAAGAGAAAACAUGGAGCAACUGAUGUAUUCACUUUUGGAUGAUUCCAGCAGUGAAGAGGACUGGCUGAAUGAGGAAUCAGGCGAAGAAAACGUAUUGGAAAACAUUGCAAAAUUAGUGAAAGGUUGCAUUGAUGGGACCCAUGUUAUCAUUGAUCCGCCAAAGGAUGGACGAAAUGAUUAUGUCGACCGCAAAGGACAUUUUUCAUUAAAAGUCCAAGGAGUGUGCAAUGAAAAACGUAAAUUUAUUAAUGUGUUUAUCGGAUACCCGGGGUCUGCACAUGAUAGUUGGGUUUACCAAAAUUCGCCAUUAUCUCAAAAUUUAGAUAGCAAAUGUGGAGACUACUUUCUUCUUGGUGACUCAGCAUAUCCAUGUAGCAGGUAUCUUGUCACACCCUACAGGGAUAAUGGCCAUCUGACUGCCCCGAAAAAACUUUUCAACAAAAAGUUAAGCUCAGGACGGGUAAAAAUAGAGCACACUUUCGGUAUGGUAAAGCAAAGAUUUCGGCAGCUGUACUAUUGCAAGCUUAGAGGUGUGAAAAAGCUCUGCCAUUUUAUAAGGGCGUGUUGCGUUCUGCACAACCUUGCAAAUGAGAACGAUUUCGAUUUUGAUGAAAUUAGUGAAGAAGAACCUGAAGUAGAUGUAUCUUCUGGUCAUCAAGACAUGUCAGCCAACAAUGCACGCCGAGAUAUUUUGUGCCUUGAAAUUCGAAAAAAUAUAACAGACCUAUAGACACACCCACUUCAAAUAAUUUCAUAAUUACAUUAUGUUAUAUAUAUAUAUGUUAUAUAUAUAUAUAUAUAUAUAUAUAUAUAUAUAUA
Messenger RNA from Musca domestica (house fly), 1259 nucleotides. RefSeq names its product putative nuclease HARBI1. Bases 451 to 1170 code for a protein of 239 amino acids. The transcript is spliced from 4 exons. The record is from RefSeq and is a predicted model, not a curated record. Lineage: Eukaryota; Metazoa; Arthropoda; Insecta; Diptera; Muscidae.